AUGCUCUACUCAACAACGGCUUGUCCCAUCGGGAAGUCGCUCGUCAGACGGGUCGCUCAAGACGAACUAUUGACCGUUAUGCAAGGAAUCCGCAAGAAUACGGCACAGCAAUACAUUCUGGACGGCACAGGCUGCUAUUGGUUCAAGCUGAACGAGACGUCUGUCGAAAAGCAUCAAACUCUACGAAGUCCGCCAACCAAAUAAGAUCCGAAAUUCCUGAAAACGUCUCGAAGAACACCAUCUUACGAACAAUUCAUCGGUCCGGUCGACUUGUGAAUACUCCAAUGAAGGCAGCACCUCGUCUACAGCAACGCCAUAAGAAUGAACGGCUCCAGUUUGCACGCUCUAACAUGGCCACGGAUUGGAAUAAGGUAUCAAUGUUUUCUAUCACCUUAUGAUUCCCAAUUUUUCUGUUCAGAUCAUCUGCAGCGACGAGAAGAAAUUCAACCUUGAUGGGCCAGAUGGGUACGCUCACUACUGUAGAGAUUUGAGGAAAGAUCCGAUGUACUUCUCCAAGAGAAACUUCGGCGGCGGCAGCCUCAUGGUCUGGGCGGCUUUCUGCGGCAACGGGACGGUAGCUCUUUCUUUUAUUGGGACCAGAACGAUUUCGCAAGACUACCAGCAACUGCUUGCCCAGCAUCUCCUGCCCUAUCUCCGUUGCCGACGACGUGCUAAUAUGAUUUUCCAACAAUACAAUGCAUCUGUUCACGCGAGCAACUCCACAUUGGCUUGGUUUGCGGCCAAUAACGUGGUUCUUCUGGACUGGCCCGCGUUCAGUCCUGACCUCAACCCUGUAGAGAAUUUAUGGUCAGUCCUUGUACGAAGGGUCUACGCGAAUGCCAAGCAGUAUACAACGGUCAACGAUCUGAAAAGAGCGAUUCGUGCCGAGUGGGAUGGUUUGGACAAGUCACUGCUGCAAUCACUCGUUGGCAGCAUGCCGAACAGGAUUUUUCGAAGUCGCUCAGAAACAAGGAGGCAUCACACAUUAUUAA
Molecule: messenger RNA, 992 nt
Organism: Caenorhabditis auriculariae
Lineage: Eukaryota; Metazoa; Nematoda; Chromadorea; Rhabditida; Rhabditidae
Source: the annotation of a GenBank genome assembly